GGGGAAAGGAGUAAAGAAAAUGAGAGGCACAUCAAAGAAAUCUUAUCUGCAUAAGCUUUGGUCCAAGCAACAACAUGUGCUAAAUGAAAGCAGUUCUCAAGUAAUUCAAGACUCCUCUGAAUGUUGUUCACCCAUGGAUGUUUCUCCUUACCAAGAAAUUACUGAAGCUGAUCUAUCAUCAAAGGGAACUUUUCAGGCAUCGGAAGAGGCUUCCCCAUUGGAAUGAAGCUGAACAGAAACACAGUGAGCCAAAUGAAGAGAAUUUUGGGUAUGAUCAUGAAAGAAUUUUUUUUGGUGAUCCUUCAAAAGAGUCUGUUUGUGAAGCAGAAACUGCAUGCACUACUUUCAAAUCUGGCUGGUUAUGCAAUAGCAGUUGCACUAGUGUUGAAGGGGCAAGAGACCUUAAUGGGACCCAGGAAAGCAAGCACACAGGAAAGUAUUGUUCUGGUUCAGGAGUGGAAGAUGAGAGAAGUUUUACCUUCUCCGCAACAUCAACUUCUGGGCUAGGUAGCUCAUCAUUCAGAAAGCAUAAACCUCGAAAGCAAAAUAAGGUGAAAAUUGGGAAUGCUUCAUUUAUUAUAACUCCAAGCUCAAAUUUUAAAGAAGGAUAUUCCUCUGUCCAGUUUCCACCUUGUGAUCCAGUACAGCCUGAACAAAAAGAUAAACCUACAUACCACAGCAAUGAGGAGAAUAAAAAUUUCAAUCAAGGGUCUAACUCCAAUACUGUUUCUGUCAACGAAGUCUGCGAAAUGUGGCGACUCAGGGGAAAUCAGGCUUAUAGAAAUGAUAAUCUGCCUAAAGCUGAGGAAUUCUACACACAGGGUAUCAAUUCUAUCCCCUCAAAUGAAACUUUGCGGUGCUCCAUCAAACCUCUUGUGCUUUGCUAUAGCAACCGUGCAGCCACUCGGAUAUCUCUUGGAAGGAUGAGGGAAGCUUUGGCAGACUGUCUGAUGGCUGCUGCUCUUGAUCCCAAUUUUCUCAAAGUUUAUGCCAGAGCUGCCAAUUGUCACCUUUUGCUGGGAGAAACUGAAACUGCUGUCCGGUGUUUCAGUAAGUGCUUAGGUUCAGGAGCUGAUGUGUGCUUGGAUCGUCGAACUACAAUAGAUGCUGCGAAUGGCCUUCAAAAAGCUAAGAAAGUGGAUGAGCUUCUAAUUAGUUCCACAGCACUUUUGGAACAAAAGUCAUCCAGUUCAGCAUCUAGUGCAUUAGAUAUGAUUGCUGAGGCCUUGUCUAUCAGUCCAUAUUCUGAAAAAUUGCUUGAAAUGAAGGCAGAGGCUCUUUAUAUGCUGAGGAAAUAUGAAGAGGCAAUUCAAUUGUGUGAACAAUCUCUUUCUAUUGCCGAGAAGAAUUUUUCUAAAGCAGAGACAGCUAACCAGUUAGCAAGCACAGAUGGUUCAGGAUGCUAUUCUUUUGCUAUGGUGUGGAGGUGGAACUUGAUGUCCAAAUCAUACUUCUGUAUGGGAAAGCUUGAGAAGGCACUUGAUUUACUUCAGAAGCUUGAGCAAGUGGGAUCUAUGGAGGACAAGCAGAGCGGCAAAAUUUUGGAAAUGUCUGUUUUGUUGGCUAUUACAAUUCGAGAACUUUUGCGCCUUAAGAAUGCAGGGAACGAUGCAGUUCGUUCUGGUAGGUAUACAGAAGCAAUAGAGUAUUACACAAGUGCUCUGUCAAGCAAUGUUGAAUCACGACCUUUUGCAGCAAUUUGUUUCUGCAAUCGUGCUGCUGCACACCAAGCUUUGGGCCAAAUUGCCGAUGCAAUUGCAGAUUGCAGUCUAGCAAUGGCCCUGGAUGAAAAUUAUUCCAAGGCAGUUUCCAGGAGAGCAACAUUAUAUGGGAUGAUCAGAGAUUACAGCCAAGCAUCUAUUGAUUUUCAAAGACUUAUCUGCAUUCUUGAAAAGCAGUCGGAGAAAAAGACUCAUCAGUCUGAGAAAAAGACUCACCAGUCUGACAAUCGGGAUAGAUCUACUGGCAACUCAAAAGAGAUAGGACUAGCGCGUCGUCAGUUAUCAUCCAUGCAAGAAGAAGCUAAAAAAGAAAUCCCAUUAGAUUUAUACCUCAUUUUGGGAGUUAAACCAUCGGAUUCUGCAUCUGAUGUUAAAAAGGCAUAUCGCAAAGCAGCGCUCAGGCAUCACCCAGACAAGGCUGGUCAAUUCUUGGCAAGGAUUGAGAAUGGAGAUGAGGGGCGACUCUGGAAGGAAAUUGCUGAGGUGAUUCACAAUGAUGCUGACAGGCUAUUUAAAACGAUUGGAGAGGCAUAUGCGGUGUUAUCGGAUACUGUGAAGCGGUCAGAAUAUGAUCUUGAAGAGGAGAUCCGGAAAGCUCCUAAGCAAAACAGAAGCAGCUCUUAUGAAAGACAACGACAAGACGAGGGCCGCUAUCCUUACGAGAGGAGUUCAAAUAGACGAUAUUGGCAGGGGAGUUGGAAGGAGUAUAAACAUUCUUCUCAUUCUCGAUGGUAAGACAGCUAUUUAGCUAAAGUUUUAUGCCUAAAUAACCCCAAUUUUCGUUAAGAAAUUGGGAGCAAAGCCUCUAGCUGCCACAAGUUCUUCCAUGAUCAACAAGUUAUUGUGAAAUGUAGCAGCUGGGCCAAGUCUCUUAAAAUCGAUACCUUCGUGCCGAUGCCACCUGAAUUUUCAGUAUUUCAGGCCAUUAAAGCUGUGUUGGGAAAAUAGGAAUACAGUUUUAUUUUAUAGAGAAUAUAGAAGAUACACAUUCUUGAUGAUUUAGGCCAUCAUGUUGAUAUGGAUUUGGG
Hibiscus syriacus is the source of this 2749-nucleotide messenger RNA. Its product is annotated as dnaJ homolog subfamily C member 7-like. The coding region runs from base 138 to 2456 and encodes 772 amino acids. The record is from RefSeq and is a predicted model, not a curated record. The transcript is spliced from 12 exons. Lineage: Eukaryota; Viridiplantae; Streptophyta; Magnoliopsida; Malvales; Malvaceae. Gene Ontology annotation, molecular function: protein binding.